Molecule: messenger RNA, 7985 nt
Organism: Bombus pyrosoma
Lineage: Eukaryota; Metazoa; Arthropoda; Insecta; Hymenoptera; Apidae
Product: protein split ends-like
Exons: 8
Coding region: 1156-4743 (1195 amino acids)
Biological process (GO): regulation of transcription by RNA polymerase II
Cellular component (GO): nucleus
Molecular function (GO): transcription cis-regulatory region binding
Source: RefSeq, a predicted model, not a curated record
CGAUUUCGACCACUUGAAUAUCAUUACUGUUUAUUUUUAUUAAUCUUUCACACAUUUUUAUGCUUCUCAAAAUACAUUCAACUUUUUUAACAUCAUUUUUUAUAGAUUCCUUUAAAUUCUAACACUUGGUUUUUACAAUAAAUAAUUAAAUGUAACCGCACUUACAUUAAACAUAAUGAUUAAAAUUUACAAAGCACAAUCGAUGUCUAUUACAAUUUUAUUAAUAUCGUAUUUUAUCUUCGUAGGCACAUUGUUUUAUGAUAAUGAUCAGCUAAUUAUGAAAGAUUCAUCUUUUGACAAACGGCACUCUUGCACUAUCAGCUGAUUCAUAACAGAGACCGUAAAUAUGCGUCACGAGUUAAACGUCAAACGUUCAAUUACUCUUAGUAAAAGUUUGACAUUUUGAAAUCUAAUCGAUCACGGGAUAUUAAUAUUCAACGUAGAUACACGAACAUGAAAGGUUUCUUGAGUUUGUACUUCGAACAUGAAGCAACAUAUCACCAGGAGCACAAAUUCUUACAUCGGGUUAAGGUUAGAGAGCACAAAAAUCGGCCAUGUAGUUUUAUCUGCACGACGCGACGCUUGGGAGUGUCUGUUGGAAAUCGAAGAUGUCUUAUCAAUUAGUGGUAGAAUAAGAUUAUGACGAUAGAAAAAUACGUAAUCGCGAAUACUAGAGUUCGAGAUGAGAAAGAGGCGCACGAUGUAUAAAAUUGGUAGCGUUUCACGAUGUACUGCACUAAGCGAUCUACAAGAAGGAGAAGAGACGACAGGUGACUGGUGGCUUCGCCAUGCGCGUUGCUCGCUCGACCUCGGCGUCGCUCGAGCACGCUCGUCAUAGCUCGGGCGCCUCCGGCGGCGAAUGGUGGGGCGAGCAGUGUAUCCGUGACGUCACAUAAUUAGAGUAAAUACAAAGUAGUCUUGAUGGGACAGCGGCGUGCGCCGCACCGUGAGUCGCUGGUCCGCGCGCGUCAAACUUAUAUCGUUUCGAUACACGCACACCGCGUUUGUGUAGCUCGUGAUAUAUCGCGCUAUGUGCCGUCAGUGUGUGUGUGCCAAAGGAUCCUAGAUGACUGUGGGAAUAGUAAGUGACAGUCGUGCAGCAAAGAAAUGGAAAAGAUAGAGGUAGAAGAGUAGUACUGAAGGGAUUCUGAGAAAAUGAAGUUGUUGGGCGGUGCUUGCUUCAGCCACGGUCCGUACACGUUCUAUAAAGCAGUUCGAAUAGGAAACGGUCGUGUACUUCGUCUUGGAAGCUUCUUCCUCACGAAAUUGUGGAGCGAUGCAGAUCUCGUCAGCAUUGGGGAACUUCAGUUGCUGUGGAUGGACAGCAGGGGGCCGAAUCAACCUCUGGCAUCUUUACGGCUGUACUUUUUACCGGAGAACACCCCGGAUGGCCGAAGGGACACGCACGGAGAGGACGAAGUGCUGACGAUAUCGGAAAAGGUGGUCGUGCGGGUUCACGAUCUCGUCACCUGGUUAUCGCCUACGUUGGAAUGGUCGUGGGGUCGCGAGGUGUCUUAUCCACCGACCCCAACGUCAUCUCCGGCAAACAGUCCGCUAAGGUACGAGAUACCACAACCUCAGGUGCUCACCGAUCCUGGCAUCGAUUUCUCAGACGUCGAUAAGCAACAGAAGGAAUACGAAAGCAAUCACAACACAAGGAAAUCGGAUUGUAUUUCUCAAACGAAAGUGGUCGUGCUCUCGUACCCCAGGUACUGUCGAUAUCGAGCACUGUUGCGUAGACUCGAAGGUGCCGAACCGUCCUGGCUUUGCUCGUCCAUAGCAGCUGCACUAGGUGGAUUCACCGCUACACCAGGUACGAGGGUACUCUUCUGCAGAGAUACCUUCGACUACCCGGACCUUGAAACUCAUGAGCUCCUCUGCAAUCACCUAGCGCCGAAAUUAAAAGGAAGACCGAGAAGGAAGCGUAAAAAGCGUAGCGCAUCACCAGGCGAAUCGAGCAACGAGAGCGAGGCUUCCGUGGCGUCUACCUCGAAGAGUGCCCCAGCGAGUUCGAACGUGGUGGUACCGAGCGUUGGAAGGCCACCUUCGUCGGUGGUACGACGAAGCGAGCGAAAGACCACCGCCGAGGAAAAGAAAUUCCUAACGGAUGUGCAGAAUUUCAUGAACUCGCGGGGUACGCCUGUCGGAAAGAUGCCACUGCUGGGCUACAGGCAGAUUGAUCUCUUCCUGUUUUAUACGAAAGUGCAAUUGCUCGGUGGGUACGAUUCCGUCAGUGCUGGUCGACUCUGGAAGAACAUUUACGACGACAUAGGUGGUAAUACAGGAUCCACCAGUGCUGCGACUAUCACACGACGACAUUACGAAAGGUUGCUGUUACCCUACGAGAGGUAUCAAAGAGGAGAGGAAGCGAAAGUUAGACUGACACCUGGAAGGCGAAGUAAGAGUAGCAGCGUGUCCGAGGAGUCCGAAGAUAAUAAGCAAGAGACGAACGAUUCAUAUCCAUCGGAAACGCCUCCCCCUGUAGAAACGAAUGUUACUGCUACAACUCCUCCCCUUCAAUCAAUUGUAUCGUCGGCAGCACCGUUCCUUUCGGGCGAAAAACCGAAGACGGAGACUGGCAAGACAUCGUCUCUGCGUAGCGUAAGAGUGAAACAAGAACGCUUGAAAUCGUUAAAUACUAUGAUUGCCAAUAGUACGCCAUCGCCCAGCCAGCAAACAAGCCAACUACCAAGUCCACCACCUUCUUCUAAUACGUCAAUUUCAACGCCGAGUAGUACACCUUCUACGACACCCACGAAUGGUACUGGAAGUCAAAGUGUAUUAGAGAGGCAGCUCAACAGUCCUCUGAUAUCGCAACAAGUUCCACCGUCGUGUUCACCGCCGGGUCUUCCGGUAACUACAGUGGUAACGAAUGCUUCUACGGUGGUAACGUUAACACCACCGCCGGAGAAGGAUAUGAAAGAAAUCAAAUUAGAUCCUAAACAAACCACCCUGUUGGCUCAGGGUAAGGAGAACAUACCGUUGUUCGGCGAGAAGUCAAUUUUCGCGGAGAAGACGAUAGUGCCUCCCAGAUCACCAGAAGUGAUUGACCUUGAAACGGAGAGUGACACGAGUAGGGAUAAGAUAAUCAUUCCCAGUUUUAAGAAACGUAAAUUGGAAAUACUUCGCGAGGGUGGUCUUGAAGUUACUGCCGUUGACUUGGAUACGCGACCCAGCGUGAUUCAAAGCAAUCCCCCUGCGCCAGCAACAAUGAAAUCCGAAGAAAAGCCGCCAAUAUCGUAUCCUCUUCCAGUCACACCUAAUUCCAUUCCUAAGUUGAUUUCCGUCACCGUAACGCCGGACAUAGGGCAUAUGUUAUCGUCUCCUCAAGAGCAUCAACAUCAUCAUCAUCAUCAAGCACGGUUACAAACGCCGACCAAGCAACAUCCUGCUCAUCACAAUAACAAUAAUAACAUUAUGAUGAAUAAUAAUAAUAUGGUGAACAGCCGCGUAAUAAAUCUUGGUACUUCUAAUAACGCCGCGUUGCUACAAUUGUACGCGAAUGCUAAUGUUCCGCCACCAGCGUCGUCAGGGUUGCAUCAAGCAAAUCAUCGUUUCGUACCGCCAAUUGUUCCUAACGGUAGGAUAUUUCCGCCCAAGGUGACACAGUCAAAGUCGAUAUUCGCACACAACGAAAAAAUGGUUUACGGAGAUCCAAAAGAGAUUCCUAUCCCUCCAAAGUAUCGUUCCACGCUGCAUCGUUUGCAGCCGCAUCAGAUACACAAUAAUAACGACCCUGUGUACGGCGGGGUCCUCGACUUAACACAAAAAUCGAACAAGCCGGUGUUUCCGAGGCCGAGCUUAGAAAUAGUGAAAGUACCUGUAGUGCCGAGGCCUAAUCCAUUAAACUUGGAGAUGAGGAACUCGUCGAUUAAAGAGAAACCAACAGAUUGUUCGAAACGAAGUACCUUCCCUGGUUACCAGAACGUACUCGACAGUCGAACGAUGGCUUCGAAUAACUUAGAAAUUACGAUCGUAAACCCUAAGCAAAAAAAUAAUCACUUAAGUACACCGACGCAUGUUCGGGUAUCGAGUCCAUCUAGAAAUAACGCGAUACCUGUGCAAAGAAGGCAACACCUGAAUGGCAAGUACACGACGAGGAGUGAACCAGUUUCACCGUACACACCUAGGAAGCCGAGUCAUCCUGUUAUACCGAAUGUACCUAAUCUAAAUCACCUGAAUAGUGGAAAUUAUCCUAGAAUGGCAACGAUUCAGCAACAGAAUACGAUCGAUAGGAGAAAAAACAUAGAAAUGAGCGGUGGUAAGGAGCAGCAUCAGUAUCAGCAGCAUUCACUUCAACAUCAGCAUCAUCACCAGCACCAACAUAUGCAUCAACAACAUCAACAGCAACAGCGUCGAAUCAGUGAGGGCGAUAAAUCGUUAAUCACUCAACAACAACAGCAACAACAACAACACCAGCCACAGGAACCGAGGCAAACCGAAGCUGGAAGACGGCACAGUGUUCCGAGUAUACCUUCUGGUUAUGUACCUACGGUACCGCAAAACAAUCCAGCUUUCUUUCCACAACUGCCAAACACGCCCGGCAAGUUCCUACCGAUUUUAGACCCCAUGUACUAUUCCGCAUUCUAUAAUGGUUUAUUUCCCCCGCCGAUUCCGCCCACGGCUGCCACGUCGUUUUUACCGCCGGAAUUUAGUGCGUACUACAAAGAAUUACUUGCUUCCUCGCAACCAAGACUGGGGAUGGCGGGGCAGCAUCAGCCAGCUGCUCCAACGUCUAAGUAGACAAUGGGAUCUCAUCUAGGGUUUCCGAUGUGUAACGAAUAUCGGUUUCAUUUCUAGAGACAAAGAUCCGUCGGAUUCCUCGCUUCGAAUUCUAUUUUCACUGAAAUUACUCGAUGGGGAAUUUCCUCGUAAUUGUCAAUAAAUAAUAAAGACAUUCAGCGAAUAAACUUAAAUCGCGAUAGAAGAAUGUCUGUUUACGUUAUCGUUUAAGCAUUUUCCGACGAUCAUUUAAAAAUACACUGUCGUUUUGAAUAACAUUCUAAAUAUUCAAUUGUAACGAUAUAGGAAGAAUAAUACAGUGUCGUUCAAACGUAAAAAAUAAAAAAAGAGGAGAUCGAACGAAGUUCGAACCACAAACGAAAAAUAGGUGCAUACAGUGAAAUAAGUGUGUACAUGCAUAUAUCAUGCAAUAAAUUAGGUAAUAAUUUUUUAUAUGUAACAAUAAUAACGAGAUAACUUCAUUGUAAAUGGAAAUCGAUGAAACGAUGUUUCGGUCUUAUUUUAAUUUUUAUAUAUAUUCGAGAGGAUAUUCGAUAUUAAUUAAGAAAAACGUACUAAAACACUGUGAUAACGAUUAAAGGGAAAGAAGAAAAAAAGCAAAAAAAAAAAAAAGGGAUUAAGAAGAAAGAAAAAUACUAAACUCAAUAUUAGAAAUGAAUGAACGCAGUUGACUGUUUUUCAUUCAAUAAAACAAUUUUUUCAACGUUCAUUCUUCAUAAAGUUUAAAUGUACAUUCGUAAUGGUCAAAUGUUAGGAAUAAUCAAUUAAGAAAUUCAGUGACUAUUUUACGUUCUUUUUUUUAUAUCUUUCCGCGAAAAUGCAAAUUUUUUCCGGAGAUUAAUUCAAUUCUCCAUUAUGAGUCCAAAUUUCUUAAUUUCGAACGUGCGAUGUGAUAACUAAAUAAAUAUAUAAAUAAAUAAAGAAAUAUAUAUAAAUACACAUACAUGUAUAUCAUAUAUAUAUAUGUAUAUAUAUAUACAUAUAUGUGUAUAUGCGGGAUCUUUAACCGACGGAUCGCCAGAAUGUAUAAUUGUUUAUUGUAUAACGAUAAAUCUUACGUAGUAACGAUCGCGAGAACCCUAUUCUACUGUGUAAGUUUAGACAAUUUUCAUUGUAUUGACACGUACACACUAUCACCAUACACACUAAUCUGUAGUCAGCUCUAACAAAUAAGUGCACGCAAGCGAUGUUAUAGCAACGAGAUAUGUAUAUAUUGUAUAUAAUCACGUAUUCGUUAAGCUAGAUAAAUUCCCUGCAUUAUAUCUUUCAAUAUUACAUAAGUGCGUUAAGAUUUAGUAAAUGUACAGGCUGUCUUAUUUGUGUGGCCAACGAUAGUCGUAUCGCUGCAUAUAUAUAAAUAUAUUCUUAUUAGGGUGCAACGCAAUAUUUUGCAGAAUACUUCUAGAAAAUCUCUUGUACAUUGAACUAUAACGAAACGAAAGCGUAGAUAAAAAAAAGGAAAUGUUUUCAUUUUUUAUUGACAGAGAGAUUGCUCGUGAAAAAUAGCAAAUCAGAGAGAAAAAGGAAAAAGAAGCAUGCGAAUCUUUUAUUUUAAAUUCCACUUAAGGAGCACCAUCGCAUAAUUGACUGAUUAAAUACGCGUGAUCGCUGCCGAAAGCGAUCGAACAUCGCGGGCCACCAAAGUUCUGAAGAAAAGAAAAAAAGUACCGAUGGUAUAUCCAUGUUAAAUGUAGACAUAUUAAUAGAAUUUGUUCGUUUUAGGAUACUCUGAUAAAGGAAAAAAAAACAAAAAUAAAAUAUCAGAUAAUGUUAAAAAAAAACAUUCGUACCCCUAAAACGUACAAGAGUGUAAAAGGUCCUCGCCUGACCAUUCUAGCAAAAUCAGAUUUCUAUAUCGAUGUCUUUCAACUAUAAGUUGUUCAUGUUUGGAAGUUCUUUUACGAAACAAGAGUGAAAUGGUGAGCGUUGUUGGAACUUACGAUCGCGGUUUUUUGAAAGGUCUUCAAGCUACGCCCGACGCGCCGAAAAGUAGAAAUCAUUUUUCUUUUCUUUUUUUUUUUUUUUUACUUCAAUUGAUUCUAUUAUCAUCGUAGCAUAAAAGGAGCACGAAUUAUUUUUUUUAUAUAACAAAUAAUCGUUUGAUUAGAUUUGCCUUGAAACGCUUCUCUUGUUCUAAUGGUGCUAUGUUGCAAGGUAUUUGUAAGAAAAAGUUCUUGUUUUUUUUUCUUUUUUGAGCUUUUACGAAGGAAAACCGUCGGGAAUCGACAAAGAUCGUUGACGUAUUCCGAAAGAAAUACGAUCUAAGACAGACCUUCUUCACGUCCAAGUCUGAUAAACCGUAUUUCGAAGGUAAAAAGACUUCUGAUUUCAGAGUGUAUGUAUAUAUCAAAAGCAGAUCCGUUAUUGUUGCGAUUACGAUAUAAUUCCGCGAAAUUCAUUUAACAAUGGCUAAACGAAAUGGAAGAAGUGGUAUGAAGAAGAGGAAAAAGUUUUCUUUUUCUCGGAACAGAGAGUAAAAAAAAAAAAAAGAAAGAAAAGUAAAAGGAAGGGCUUGUACGAGAAUACGUGCCAUAAAACUGCUUAGAUAAUGACUUUCAAAAUCGAACGAUAACGACGGUCGUUUGUAUGUGCUUUUAACGAGCCCUUUAAAUCAACUAGAAAGACUAUAAGAAUGUAGAAGAAAGUUUAAAUGAAAGGAAAGAAGUGCAAAAUUCCAUAGGGGAGAUUUUAUGUAAUUUCUUUUUGUUUUGUUACCGUGGAUGUUUUAAUCUCGAAUUAUAGUGCGUGAGCGAUAAAGAGAGAAGAAACUUGAAAGAAUGUACGUAUGUAUGUGAGAGGGAGAAACAAGAAAAAAAAAGCAAAUGAGAGAGACAUCAAAGAUGCGCGAUGAGAUAAGAAUGUAUGAAUGCGAAUACAGAGCAGAAAUUAGAGAACGAUUAAUAUUCAAAAAAAAAAAGAAAAAAAGAAAGUCUAUGUUCGUUUUUUGUUUUUUUUUUUGCGAGUUUUUCUUCAUUUUGUAUACUUAGCAAGUGACUUUUUAGCGUAACCCUCGUUUCCCAAUUUAAUAAUAAUUAUUAUUACGAUAUAAAUAUUUUUUAUUAUAUGGGCAUUUCAGUUCCUAACUUGGAAAUAAAAUAUCUACUACGAAUGAAUUCGUUAUUAACAGAAUUCAAGCAAGUGAACGUGUUUCUCCCUUUAGAAGUUAUAAUAUUUGACAUUUUUUAUUUAAAACAUCUAAAUUUUUAUUUGAAGUUUAAAAUAAAACGAUUUGAAACUCGAAA